Molecule: messenger RNA, 3089 nt
Organism: Rhineura floridana
Lineage: Eukaryota; Metazoa; Chordata; Lepidosauria; Squamata; Rhineuridae
Gene: DUSP2
Product: dual specificity phosphatase 2
Exons: 4
Coding region: 127-1086 (319 amino acids)
Biological process (GO): protein dephosphorylation; endoderm formation; negative regulation of MAPK cascade
Cellular component (GO): cytoplasm; nucleus
Molecular function (GO): protein tyrosine/threonine phosphatase activity; MAP kinase tyrosine/serine/threonine phosphatase activity
Source: RefSeq, a predicted model, not a curated record
AAGCGCCCGCGCCGAGCCAGACUGCACCGUGCCAAGAGUGAGCGGUUCUCCGGGGUUUGUGCAGGGGGGCCACUGGUGGGAUUUUUGCGCGACAGCUAGUUCGGAUCGGGUUCCUGCGCCGCAAACAUGGUGAUCGAGGAGGUCGUGGCCUUGGACAGCUCCGGCCUGGCCCGGCUGCUGCGGGACCCCCAGGAGAGCGGCCGGACGCUGGUGCUGGACUGCCGGCCUUUCCUGUCCUACUGCCAGACGCACCUGCUGGACUCUAGGCCCGUGCACUGGAACGGACUACUCCGGCGCCGGUCCCGCGGCAGGAGCGGCGUCAGCUUGGAUUGGCUGGUGCCGGAUCGGGCGCUGCUGGGCCGGCUGCGCAAGGGCGAGCUGAGCCACCUGGUGGUGCUGGACGAAGCCAGCGGCUCGGUGGCGGCGCUGCGGCCGGACAGCCUGGCCAGGCUGCUGCUCAACGCCCUGCUCCUGGAGGGGCGAGCCGGGACCUCCCACAUCUAUCUACUCCAAGGUGGAUUUGAGAAUUUCCAAGCUAAUUUUCCCGAACUGUGCUUGACAUCGCCAACACCUCCUACAUCGCCUCCUUCCCCAGCUCUCAGAAGCCCUGAAGACAACAGCACAGAAGCAAUUACCCCAUUGUAUGACCAGGGUGGGCCGGUGGAGAUUCUGCCGUUCCUCUACCUGGGCAGCUGCUAUCACUCCUCCAACCGGGAGGUUCUGGAGUCCCUGGGAAUCACUGCUGUGCUCAACGUCUCCUCCAGCUGCCCCAACUACUUUGAAGGACAGUUUCUGUACAAGAGCAUCCCAGUGGAAGACAACCACAUGGCGGAAAUCAGCGUCUGGUUCCAGGAAGCCAUCAACUUCAUCGAUUCAGUGAAGAAUGGCGGUGGACGGGUGCUGGUCCACUGUCAAGCAGGCAUCUCUCGUUCAGCCACCAUUUGCCUUGCCUACUUGAUCCAGAGCCGCCGGGUGCGUCUGGAAGAGGCUUUUGACUUUGUCAAGCAGCGCCGCGGGGUCAUCUCGCCCAACUUCGGCUUCAUGGGGCAGCUGCUGCAGUUUGAGACGGAGGUGCUGUGCCAUUAGCCCCUCUGCGCCACAGAGCCAGUCGGGAGGACCGGGCGGCCUGUCUCCCAUGGACAAAGACCCUGAAAAUGUGUGUUUCUGUUUACAUCUCCGAUGGGGUGCUGUAACAAAAGACAAUAUUGUGGUUUUGUUUGUUUUCUAUUGCACUAAAUCAAGACGGCAAGUCCCUACAAGGAAAGGGAAGCCUUCUGCAGCCCGUUCAGACUUUUCUCAUCCUUUGCUGUUUUGAAAUUGCUCUGCCCUGGUAGCUUAAUAUCACGAUUAUAAAAGCAAAGUAACUAAUAAGCUAGAAGUGAAGAAAAGAGGGUGGGUUCAACAGCCUGUUGGGAAGGUGUCCAGUCCUGUUGUUGGGGAAGAACUGUAAGGCCAGAUCUCUCCACAGGAUGCAUUUCUUUUAUCUUCUCCAAUACAGCCCGAAGCUGGUGCUUGCUGGUGCAUUGCAUCAGCUGUCUAGAUAAUUGCUGUGGCCAUCACCACCCCCACCCCAAAAUCCUUGCAGCUUAAUGCUGUGGUAUGCUAGUUAUAUGCUAGUAAUGGUAAAGCCUCUGCUUCAGACUCCUGAUAGUUUUGUAGGACUUUUUUUUGGGGGGGGGGAUUAAAGCUGCUUGGUGGGAAGUAAUAACUGAUAUUUGUAAUAUGAUUAUAAUGGUUUAACCCAACCUUGGCCAACCUGGUAUGCUACAGAUGUUUUUGACUACUCCAAAACAGGGCACCAGAUUGGCCAAGGGUGGGUUAACUCCAUGUAUCUUUUGCGUUAUUCUGACCACAGUGAAGUACAAGAUGUGAACGAGCCAAGAAAAGGCUCAUUGUUUCAUAGCUUUUGCCUGUCUAUCCUUCCUCCAUGGAGCUGAGAGAGAGGUUAGGCUGAGAGUGACUGGCACAAGGUCACCCUAGAAGCUCCAUGACUGAAUUGGGCCUUGUGAACCCAAGUCUUCAGUGCUCAAGAGUCCAACACUCUGCCACUGCAUCUGGUGGAUUGAGACUCACUGCUGGGUUGCAGCUUGAUGUAAGGUGGGUCACAGCAGUGGGAGUGCCACCAUGCAAAACAAGCAUGUCCCAGGGCUGAAAAGGUUGAAGACUCCUGCUUAUAUGAAGUCAUGUGGAAUAGACAUUGAGUGACCUUACAGUUCCAUGGCUAAGGUACUCCAGCUUCCCGAGUACUUUUGGCUUCUUGGCCAGCUAGCUAUUUGCAGUAAUUGGUAGCACGCUUCCCCAUUUGAAUUUGUUUCACUCUGCUUUUUGGCAUAAAAAUGGAAGUGGUCCCACUGAAGCUUUAAAGAUUGAGCAAUACAAGAAGAAAUAGGUCCUUUAAAAAAAAGAAGCUUGGUUAACCAUCUUUCUCUGACCAGCCUCAAGUCAACUGCAGACCAGAGUUAAAAUCUUCAUUGUCCAACUGGUAUAAUCUGAUUGCCUCUGGCCUCCAGCCUUACUCAGGUCAGCUAAAGACCAUCAAGUUUCAUCUGUAAUUGAUGAAGCAUCGCUCAUAUAUGCUGUGAAACUGAGAGUUUGUUUGCUAGGGUGAGAGUUGGCUUCCCUAUUCCCUAACUGAGGCAGGAGAAUCCAUUGCCAACUGUACAGCCGUUCCCCCGUAGAGGAAUCACGGGCAAGUAUCCUGCCUUCUGGUACAGGAGUGGGGUGGGGAUCUCCUCUUCUGAAUGCACUGAGAAUGGACAACACCCACUGCAGCCAAAGAACCCCCCCAGUCCUUUUCUUCCCCUGGGUGUUGUCUUAGACCACAGUGGUGCAACUCACUGGGCAAUCCAUCCUGUGCACCUCCCACUCAUUUCAAUGAGGCUUGCACAGGAGACCUUCCUAGGGGAUUGUGCCCAAGGUCAUCUUUGUGUCCCCUCCCCACUCCAGCCCCCCCCAAAGCAACAAGCAACAUACAGUUUGUACAUUUGUGCUAUUAGAAGCACCUCUUUCUUGACUGACAUUGAUCAUAAAUGUCUUUUGCACUUUAUAUUUAUUAUUACCUGUUGCAAUAAAUAAACAAUUUUUAUAUG